Messenger RNA from Tetrapisispora phaffii CBS 4417, 894 nucleotides. RefSeq names its product Mrx15p (gene MRX15). The record is from RefSeq and is a predicted model, not a curated record. NCBI's taxonomy places the organism in Eukaryota, Fungi, Ascomycota, Saccharomycetes, Saccharomycetales, Saccharomycetaceae. The coding region runs from base 1 to 894 and encodes 297 amino acids. The transcript has a single exon.
AUGGUAGCCAAUUUAUCCGUUGCAAAAGUGCUCAAUGGAUUACUGUCCAAAAAUACACCAACAGUGAUCUAUGCUAAACCUUUAAAACGUUCAAUUAAGGUAGCCACUGCUUUAUUGUCUUUUUCCUUCUUUGGCUAUGGUAUAUCGUUUGCCAGCUGGUCAUGGGAAUCAUCGUUAUCACGUUUAAGAGACUUGAAACAAAGAGAUGAGAUAGCUAAAGGGUCUACGUGGGAGAAAGUGAAAUUCUAUGCUUCCACGUUAUCGCCUUUUAUUCUGCCCAUCUUACCACUUACUAUCUCAGUGGGGGCUCUCUUGGUGAGAUCAAGAGUUGUAUCUAAAGUUACUUAUUACCCCCCAAUUACAGCUGGUUCGAAGCCACUAGUUGAAUUUACUCGUAAUAGCUUGCUAUUAAGUAGACCUGUGGUGACCAAAAGACUGGUACCUUCGAUUAAUACGGUAGGCAAAACUAAGAUAUUUACCGGGGAAGGUACAAAUGGAGCAGAAAAUAAAAGUUCUUAUAUAUUUUACCUCACUGACAAGAAUCCAUUAGUCGAACAUUUUUGGGAUAAGAUAUUCAUUUUCCAGAGAUCUGGGUCAUUCUUUAUGGACGAUCCAAGAACUUUUGAUGCUUUAUUUGGAGGUGAUUCAAUCAAGUCAUUAGAUUCUUUAAAAAGGAGUAAACAACUAAGUAAUGUAACUAAUAACAGGACCGAUACAUAUCAACAAGAAGAAAAAGAAGCUGAAGACAACAAAAGACUCUUGAGUAAACUAUCAGAGAAGCAGUUGCAAAGAGCAAAAAUACAUUCCAACUCGGCUAAGAGCAUUGUACAGAAUAUUAAUUCCAACCAUAAAAAAAUCAUUAAUAUAUUUUGGAGGACAGCAAUAGAACUCUGA